Messenger RNA from Drosophila arizonae, 1243 nucleotides. It is a transcript of the gene Awh, whose product is annotated as LIM/homeobox protein arrowhead. NCBI's taxonomy places the organism in Eukaryota, Metazoa, Arthropoda, Insecta, Diptera, Drosophilidae. The record is from RefSeq and is a predicted model, not a curated record. Gene Ontology annotation, cellular component: nucleus. Gene Ontology annotation, biological process: regulation of transcription by RNA polymerase II; neuron differentiation. Gene Ontology annotation, molecular function: DNA-binding transcription factor activity, RNA polymerase II-specific; RNA polymerase II transcription regulatory region sequence-specific DNA binding.
AUUGCAAAAUUCUCAUAUCUAUUAUCACAUACACACACACACACGCACACUCGCAUUUAUUGUCUCGAUAUCACUUAUGCAAUCAAUUCGCAUGCAUUUGGUGUCAAUUGUUGGACGCUUGACCAACUGAUCAAGUCGUCAAAAACAUUUCGAUCUGCAUAGAUCGUCUAUAAGAAUACUGAUAAAACAACAGCAAAAAGCUGGCUUAAUAACUAUUUUUUGUGCAAAAGACUUGGAUUAAAAAUCGCCAAAAUUGUGGAGGCAAUUAAAAUGAAGACUGAGCUGCGUUCCUGCGCAGCGUGCGGCGAACCAAUCUCGGAUCGAUUUUUUCUCGAGGUUGGCGGCUGCUCGUGGCACGCCCAUUGCCUCAGAUGUUGCAUGUGCAUGUGCCCGCUGGAUCGCCAACAGUCGUGCUUCAUCAGGGAACGUCAGGUCUACUGCAAGGCCGACUACAGCAAAAAUUUCGGCGCCAAGUGCUCGAAGUGCUGUCGCGGCAUCUCCGCCUCCGACUGGGUGAGACGAGCGCGCGAUUUGGUAUUCCAUUUGGCGUGCUUUGCCUGCGAUCAAUGCGGACGGCAAUUGUCCACCGGGGAACAGUUUGCGCUCAUGGAUGACCGGGUGCUCUGCAAGGCUCAUUAUCUGGAAACGGUCGAGGGUGGCACCACAUCAAGUGACGAUGGCUGUGAUGGUGAUGGUUAUCACAAGAGUAAAACGAAACGCGUGCGCACCACCUUUACCGAGGAGCAGUUGCAAGUGCUGCAGGCCAACUUUCAGAUUGACAGUAAUCCGGAUGGCCAGGAUUUGGAGCGCAUCGCGUCAGUAACUGGUCUGAGCAAGCGCGUGACGCAAGUUUGGUUUCAGAAUUCGCGGGCGCGUCAAAAAAAACACAUACAUGCUGGUAAGAACAAAAUACGCGAACCGGAAGGAAGCUCAUUUGCGCGUCAUAUUAACCUGCAGUUAACGUAUUCAUUUCAGAAUAACGCACAGAAUCCCAUGCAUAUGAAUGGCAACAAAGGGGCUCUAUAUCCAGCGCAUGAAUCCUCCAUGGAUGAACUGUCGCAGGAUUCGAGCGUUCACUGUAUGCCCAGCGAGGUGUGACUGCAGCAGUCCUCGCCAGCGCGUGCCCAUCGCUAGCUCAGUGGAUGAUCAGACCAAUGGAUCAUCCUUGGAGCUGUGGCAUUAGCUGGCUGUGGGCUGCUACUUAAGCAACAAGAAAUCUAUGAAAACACACAUACAAACAAAA